UCAGUGUCACUUGAGUUAUCAGUAAUUUUUGUUUGUAUCAAUAAUUUUGAAAAAACAUAGAAAUUUGAAUUUAACAUAAAAACACUAAUAGUAAUAGUUUAUUCGUUAUAAAUAAAAUGAGUGACCCAUUUAUUUGGACACCGAAGCUUACAAAGCAGCUAUUUGAAUUGCGAUUUAAAAAUGAAUGGCUAUUUAAAAAUAAAAGGCAACCAUGGCAUGAGUUCAGAGAAAUUCUGACAGAAAAUGGAUUUCCCGAGGAAAUUACAUUAAAUCAUAUUAGAAAGAAGUGGACUUAUACCUAUGAUAGAUAUAAAAUUGCUAAAAAGAUGAAGAACAAAAAGUGGAAGUACUACAAAAUGUUUGACAAACAUUUUGGUAAAACUGAAGUGCUAGAUAAAUAUUAUGAGACCUGGAAUGAUGAAUGGCGCACGCGCUUAAUAACUUGUGUAACCGAAGCCAAAGCACUCAAUCUUGAUAUGUAUACAAUGUGGAAACAUGUUGAAAAGUCGCUGCGCUGCCUAGAUUUACCCAGUGACUGCUGCAUCCAAGACAUCAAGAGUCUCUGGCAACACCUCAAGAGUACCUUCAAUAGAAAACACCGCUUCCGGUUCCGAAAAGGCGCUUCCAUAGACACGACAGAGUGGCCUCUGUACGACGCCAUGUUGAGUCACUACUCGAGGUUUGAACCGGAGUUGCUGCGGCGGCUGGAGAUAGAGGGCAUCGCGGGGACGGCGCGGGGGCGGCGGCCGCGCGGGGCGGGGGCGCGCCCGGCUGGUGAAUGUAAAGAGGAUGACGAGGAGUUUCAGUGGUCCAAAGAUAUUACAGAAACAUUUAUACAGAUACGGUUACAGCAUGACUGGCUGUUCAGAGAAAAGAAAUGGGCUUGGAAUGAUAUGCAAGCCAUCAUGGUAAAAGAGUAUGGGUUCCCCAAAACUUUAAGCGGCAGGGAACUCGGUAAGAAAUGGACAUCCACUUUUUCUGACUACCAGAAAGCUAUAGCUACAAAUAACACGUCGUGGUUGUACUACAAUCUGUUCGAGUGCUACCUCGGCGAGGGCAGUUUCAGUAUAAAUCCUCUCUCAGGAUGGAAAGAAGAGUGGGUGUCCCGGCUGAUCGCGGCGCGCGCGGCGCUGGAGCCGGCCUUCCACCAGCCGCGGAGCUGCCACGCCGAGAGGCACGGCUGGAGGGAAGUUGAAAAGAGACUGAGGGGUGAGGGGCUGCCGAUAGACCAUAGUUUAUUCGACAUUCCGGAAAUAUGGACUCACCUUCUAAAAACAUACAGGUGGAAACGAAAAUUCGCCGAUCGUGGUAUGCUAACAGAACAGUGGCCAUACUACGAAGCUAUGACGUCAUACACCGAUCUACUCAAAACUUUCAAACUACCAGAGACCAAACCUAAAAUUAAGAAACCUCGCUACAUCGGGGCUAACGCUAUUGAUGAUCACUUUGAUGAUGCGGCGGCGGUUGAUGAUGAUUUUGAUGAUGAUUUGAAGCUGUUUGAUUUGAAGAAGAAGCUAGAACUGAAGCCCAAGGUGGAAGCAGCUGACGUCUCGUCGUGUCGCGCGUGCAAUGUGGAGGAGGGGUCCUAUCAUGUGUUCGAGGCGUGUGACGAUGAGGGAGUGAGCCUGGCGCACAAGCUGAGGGUCAUCGCUGGAGUUGAGAUCGAUGUACUGGACGCUUUACCAAAACAAAUCUGCUUCAACUGUUUAAAAGAGUUGGAAAACUCGUACAGUUUUAGACGAAAAUGUCAGGACGCUGACAAAGAGCUUCGCAAUAUAGACAGUAACAAUAUAGCCCGUAAGGAUAUCAAAAUAGAGUUGAAACUGGACGAGGAAGGCGCACUUCGACUGACGGCCGACGACGCAGACAAGUCAGACUUCCACGACUUCGACGCAGGCGAAGGCGCCAACGAAAAUGACGCUUACAACGAGCUAGAACCCCUACUGAAAAAGGAGAAAAAGCGACGGAUAUUCAAGAAGAAGCGAAAACAACCAAAAACCCCUUACGAGUACAGCAAAAUGUGCGAGAUUUGCGGCAAGAAGACUCGCAACCUGAAGAGCCACCUCGACAUGCACGCCACGGGCAAGGCCUACCGCUGCGACGUGUGCGACAAGCGCUUCCAGUUCAAGAGCGGCCUCACCAUACACAAAGCCGUGCACAACCCCACGCCAAAGAAGACGUGCGAAGUGUGCGGAAAGACGUUCCACAUACUGGCUCAGUACAGGAGGCAUUUCGUGUACCACGCCAACGAGCGCAGGCACGCGUGUGAAACUUGCGGAAAAAGAUUCAACACUAUAGAGAUACUGAAGGUGCACCUGCGUAUGCACACUGAUGAACGGCCCUUCGCCUGCGACGAGUGUGGGAAGACCUUCCGCACCGCCGGCUGUGUCAGCAGGCAUCGCAGGAUCGUGCACAAGAAGAAGUGUAAAAGUAAUAAUAAUAGUACAAGUGAUAAAGAUACCUACAUAAUGAUCGAGAUAGAACCUUGUAUUGUAACAGGACCAGGGAAGGUCCUAGCAGCACCAGUACAAGGAGGUUACUGCCCCGCGCUCCGACCUUUACGCACGCAUUACGAGCAAGCACGGCCGGCAGAGAAAAUUAAUGUUCUGAGGAAUGCCCGAGUGUGGUGCCUCGUGGCGGCGCUCGCGCUAAUGCCGGCGCCGCGGGCGGAGGCGCGGAACGUCACCCACGAGGACAUCCGCGACGCGAUGCUGUCGCUGAUUCACAUGUUCCGCACCUCGGAGGACAAGCUGGAGCGCCACGAGUACCGCGAGAAGGCGCUCGGAGACCAGCUCAAGAAGACCCUCGUGGGCCUCGAGAAGAAGCAUCGGGCGCUCGAGCCGCUGAAGGGCAUGAUAUCGCGGCUGGACGAAAGGCUGUCGAAUGUCGAGACUAUUUUGCUGCAGAAAGAAGAGCGUGAAAAGACCAUCCAGAAGCAGACGAACGACGCGUUGGCCGCAAUCCAGAAGUCGCUGCAAGCGCUGACGUCCGGCGGCGGCGCACCGGCGGGCGUGGACAACAACCUCACCACCAACGACGGACCCCUGCACGUCCGUCUCGACGGCACCGACACCAAGAUCGACGCGCUGAGCAACGAAAUCAAACAAUUGAAAAACACUUUGAGCAAGGAGUCCCUCCGCGCGAUGUGUCUAGAAGUGGGCUCGGACGUGAACCCUCUGGAGAAGCACAUCAGCGAGGCGGAGAAGCUCCUCAACAAGUACUCACUGAAGCUCAGUGAGUACAACGUGAGUGCGCCCACCGACUUCGUGCCGCUGAGCGAUGUUUCGCUGGCUGACGAGGCCUGGCACUCCAAGAUGACGGAGGUAAUGGAGCGUCAAGAAGGUGAGAUCAAGAAGAUCCAGCACCUGCUGUCGGACGCCGAGGGGCUGUGGAAGGAGCUGCCCCGAGCCACCGACCUGCACGCCGCCACCAACCAGACGCUGGCCGCGCUGCAAGACACCAAGGAGGCCAUACGGACCAAUGAGGAACAGUCGGUGACGACGAUGGCGACGAAGCUGCGCGAGAUGGGCGACCGGCUGGUGGCCACCAACGAGGACAUCCAGCGCAGCCUCACGCAGGGCAACACCAUGAGCGAGCGCGCCUACAACGACAUCACCAAGAGCUACGACUCCUUGAGGACUGAGGUGCAAACGCUGUCCAAGAACGAGCACGUGAUGCUUCAAACAGCCGACAACGUGAUCGCGACCAAGAAGCGCGUGGAGUACGGCGUGCACCAGAUCCUGCUGGAGGUGGGCGAGCUGGUCAAGGCGCACGGGAAGACGCUCAACUCCACCAUACACGACAGGUUCGACAACAUAGAAACCACAAUCAUCGAGAACCAGACGGGCGCGCUCACGAACCUCAGCUCCAAGAUCGAGUCGGAGAUGUCGCAGGUGUGGCGGCAGAUCGGCAUCAUGUACCAGCAGCUCACCGUCAGCAAGGUCUCGCUGGACAAGCUCGCGGAACAAACCGAGCAAUAUGUGAAUGGUAGUGCUAACACAAUGGAUAGCAUGAAGGACAAGGUGGGUCUAAUAACAACUCGCAUGUCGGAGGUGGACGAGAACCUCAACUACCUUCUGGGCCGCCUGUCGCUGGUCACGCAGGAGUUCAACCAGAUCAAGACGGGCCUGGGCGCCGCGCUCGACCAGGUCAAGACCUCCUUCCUCACCGUGCAGGCCAAGUUGGAAGACGCUGGCCCAGGCCCGCAUAACAUCACGAGUGCAGAAAAGGGCGUCUAGGUUUAAGAAGCGGAGCUAGGUAAUUUACCAAAUAGUUAAGCCUAAGUUAGCCUUAAUUAAGUUUAAGUUCUUACCGCGUUUAACUAGGAUUAUAAUGUAACUUGACUGACAAUUAGGUUUUUACAUACGUAGAAAAAUAAAACACGAUAAUAACUUUUGCAAAUAUUUAAUCUCUUUUAUAAUUGUGGAUCUAUAUGUAUGCAUAUAUUUAUAAUGUACACGUAUUGUAUGAUACAAACAUUUUAUUGUGACUGGUUUCCUGUCGUUUCUCUUACGAAGUGAACGGAAAAUAACCAACAAUUAUAUGGUUUUACAACUGA
Molecule: messenger RNA, 4558 nt
Organism: Plutella xylostella (diamondback moth)
Lineage: Eukaryota; Metazoa; Arthropoda; Insecta; Lepidoptera; Plutellidae
Cellular component (GO): nucleus; plasma membrane
Molecular function (GO): zinc ion binding
Source: RefSeq, a predicted model, not a curated record